Penicillium canescens is the source of this 1029-nucleotide messenger RNA. RefSeq names its product threonine aldolase family protein. Gene Ontology annotation, cellular component: cytosol. Gene Ontology annotation, molecular function: L-allo-threonine aldolase activity. The coding region runs from base 1 to 1029 and encodes 342 amino acids. NCBI's taxonomy places the organism in Eukaryota, Fungi, Ascomycota, Eurotiomycetes, Eurotiales, Aspergillaceae. The transcript has a single exon. The record is from RefSeq and is a predicted model, not a curated record. Gene Ontology annotation, biological process: glycine biosynthetic process; L-threonine catabolic process.
AUGGCCCCAAGCAGCUUCCUGGAUGACUACAGUGAAGGAGCCCAUCCGAACAUUUUGCAAGCGCUCCUUGAUACAAAUACCGCACAGCAGAGACCGUAUGGCGACGACGAAUACUCUGAUGCGGCCAAGGAGUGUAUAAGAGAGUAUAUCAAUGCUCCUACCGCCGCCAUCCAUUUUGUUGCGAGUGGUACUCUUGCGAACAUCAUUUCGAUUGGAAGCUGCCUCCGUCCUCAUGAGGCGGUAAUAGCGGCGAGUACUGGACACAUAUUUGUUCGGGAAACUGGAGCCAUUGAAGCAAUUGGACACAAGAUUAUCACCGUGCCCCCUUCUGAUGGGAAGCUGACUCCUAAAAGUAUACAAGAUGCUUUGGAUCAGAACGCACACUUCCCCCACAUGGCAAAACCUCGUCUCGUCUAUCUCUCUAACGCAACGGAGACGGGCACGGUCUAUACCAAGGCCGAAUUGUGUGCAAUCUCUGAUCUCUGCAAGGAACGCAACCUACUUCUUCUUCUCGAUGGCGCACGACUAGGAGCGGCCUUGUCGGCGGUAAAGAACGACCUUACGUUGGCGGAUCUGGUCCGUCUGACAGAUAUCUUUUGGAUUGGUGGGACGAAAGUCGGCACGCUCCUCGGCGAAGCAAUCAUUAUCAACAAUCCAUCCCUGGCGGAAGAUUUUGCGUUCCAUGUGAAACAGCGUGGGGGUCUUCUCGCGAAGGGUCGUACUCUAGGGGUCCAGUUUCUGGAGUUAUUCCGCUCAAAUCUCUUCUUUGAACUUGCGCGCCACGCCAACAAAAUGGCGCAAUUACUCUCCUCUGGUGUCGUUGAGGCCGGGUUCAGUUUGUCAGCCGAGACGGAAACCAAUCAGGUCUUUGCAAUCCUGCCGAAUGCGCUGAUCUCGAAAUUGCAAAAUAAGUUCCAGUUUUAUAUCUGGGAGAAAGUUAGCAGCGACCAUGCUGUGGUCCGCCUUGUCACUUCGUGGGCAACAAGUGAAAGCCAGGUCAUCGCGUUCACCGAUGAAUUGCGGCGUUGA